CUGCCCCUGCCCCACCCCCUGGCCCCGUCUGGCUGCCCUGCCCUGCUCUGCCCUGCCCUUCCCGGCCCCAGCAGGGCGGGCGGCCUGAGCCCAGGCAGCGACAUGAGGAGCCCCUGCCCCGUUGCCAGCCCGGUGGCCGCUGCGCUAGCUGCUGCUCUCUCUAUGCUGGGGAUGUCGUCCUACAAGCGGGCAACGCUGGAUGAGGAGGACCUGGUGGACUCCCUCGGGGAGGGCGAGGUGUACCCCAAUGGCAUUCAGGUGAAUUUCCGAGGCUCCAGGAAUGGCCGUAGUUGCUGGAGUGAGAGAACCCACGUCGAGAAGCGCCUCUCAGUGGUGAUUGGUCUUUUGGUCCUGGGGCUGUUGGCAUCCUUGGGGGUCUUGGCCUUCCAGUACAAAACAAGACCUCCUGCUCUGUGCCUGAGUGAAGCUUGCAUCUCAGUGACCAGUUCCAUCCUGAGCUCCUUGGACCAAACAGUGGACCCCUGCCAAGACUUCUUCAGCUAUGCCUGUGGGGGCUGGAUUAAAGCCAAUCCUGUGCCUGAUGGCCACUCACGAUGGGGGACCUUCAACAACCUCUGGGAGCACAAUCAAGCUAUCAUGAAGCAUCUCUUGGAAAAUGCCACUGCCAGCACCAAUGAGGCUGAGCGCAAGGCUCAACAAUAUUACCAAGCCUGCAUGAAUGAGAGCAAGAUCGAAGAGCUGAAGGCGAAGCCCCUGAUGCAGCUGAUCGAGAAGCUUGGUGGCUGGAAUAUCACAGGCCAGUGGGACAAAGACAACUUCCAGGAGAUCCUGCAGGUGGUCACUGCUCACUAUCGUACUUCCCCUUUCUUCUCUGUUUAUGUCAGUGCCGACUCAAAGAACUCCAACAGCAAUGUGAUUCAGGUGGACCAGUCUGGUUUAGGAUUACCUUCGAGAGAUUAUUAUCUGAAUAAGACAGAAAAUGAGAAGGUCCUGACAGGUUACCUGAACUACAUGGUGCAGCUGGGCAAGCUCCUAGGAGGGGGAGAUGAGGAAUCCAUUCGUUACCAGAUGCAGCAGAUCUUGAACUUUGAGACGGCGCUGGCCAACAUCACCAUUCCCCAGGAGAAGCGCCGAGACGAAGAAGUCAUUUACCACAAAAUGUCUGCAGGAGACCUACAGGUGAAUAGUCUGCCUCUUCUAGCAGAAUAUAGCAAUGGACCCCUUCCUCUCCUUAUUUGGCCCCUGUUGGGCUUCUUUUAG
Gracilinanus agilis (Agile Gracile Mouse Opossum) is the source of this 1221-nucleotide messenger RNA. It is a transcript of the gene ECE1, whose product is annotated as endothelin converting enzyme 1. The record is from RefSeq and is a predicted model, not a curated record. Gene Ontology annotation, biological process: peptide hormone processing. Gene Ontology annotation, cellular component: plasma membrane. Bases 103 to 1221 code for a protein of 372 amino acids. Lineage: Eukaryota; Metazoa; Chordata; Mammalia; Didelphimorphia; Didelphidae. Gene Ontology annotation, molecular function: metalloendopeptidase activity. The transcript has 8 exons.